Bacidia gigantensis is the source of this 2184-nucleotide messenger RNA. RefSeq lists its product as uncharacterized. The transcript has 8 exons. Gene Ontology annotation, biological process: cellular response to X-ray; DNA recombination; telomere maintenance. Gene Ontology annotation, cellular component: Ku70:Ku80 complex; nucleus. The record is from RefSeq and is a predicted model, not a curated record. Gene Ontology annotation, molecular function: telomeric repeat DNA binding; double-stranded DNA binding; damaged DNA binding. Bases 1 to 2184 code for a protein of 727 amino acids. Lineage: Eukaryota; Fungi; Ascomycota; Lecanoromycetes; Lecanorales; Ramalinaceae.
AUGGCAGAUAAAGAAGCUACUGUCUAUAUCAUAGAUCUCGGGAAUUCUAUGUCCCAGAAACACCAAGGUAGGACGGAAUCAGAUCUCGACUAUGCUUUGAAAUAUGUGUGGGAGAAGAUCACUAGUACUGUCGCUACCGAGAGGAAGACCGCCAAGCUUGGUGUAAUCGGACUUCGGACAGAUCGGACGGAAAAUGCAUCCGACACGCGAGAUGGUUUCAACAACAUCUCUGUCCUUCAGGAAAUCGACCAGUUACUCCUGCCGGGACUCAAGGAGCUUCGCUCGAGGGUAGAACUCAGUCGUACCGACGAAGGCGAUGCUAUCUCGGCCAUUGUAGUCGCAAUCAUGUUGAUUACGAAUCAUUGUAAAAAGCUGAAGUAUAAGAAAAGAAUCGUUCUAGUGACCAGUGCUCGUGGUAGCGUCGAUGGUGACGAUAUACCACAAAUUGCUGAGAAGCUGACUAACGACGCUAUUGAGCUGGUAGUUGUUGGGGUGGACUUUGAUGAUGCUGAAUAUGGAUUUAAAGAAGAAGGCAAAUCAGAACUUAAAGCUUCGAAUGAAAAGAUAUUAGAAAGGCUUGUCGAAGGCUGUGACGGUGUGUUUGGUACCAUGCAGCAAGCCGUCGAAGAGCUACAAAUACCACGUCUUAAGCCAACUAGACCAGUGCCUUCAUACAAGGGCCAGCUGACCCUCGGUAAUCCAGAAGACUACGAAAACACGCUGAGUAUUGACGUUGAGAGAUAUCCUCGAAUUUCGAUUAGGAAGCCCCUGAAUGCCAGCAGUUUCGUUCAGAGAAAACCAGACGUGAAUGGAACCGCGACUCCACAUUCUUCGGCGACACUUGCUCAGCCAUCACCUACAAUGAUGUCUGAUGCUGCGGCUAAUCCUUUAGCAACUAUUCACAACAACCGUGCCUACUUUGUUUCAGGGGACGAAAUAGCUGGCGGCAAAAAAGAAGUCAAUAGAGAAGACCUCGCCAAAGGCUAUGAGUAUGGACGAACAGCUGUCCAUAUAAGUGAGUCCGAUCUCAACGUCACGAAGCUGGAAACCCAGGCUGGACUAGAAAUCAUAGGAUUUGUUCAAUGGGAUAAGUACGAACGCUACAUGAAUAUGUCAGCUUCGAGCAUGAUCAUAGCCCAGAAGACAAAUUCUAAGGCGAUCCUAGCCUUAUCCUCUUUGAUCCGUGCACUAGUCGAGCUAGAAUCCUACGCAGUCGCCCGACUAGUCACGAAGAGUGAUAAAGAACCAGAGAUCAAGCUUUUAAUUCCUUCAGUUGAACACGACUAUGAAUGUCUGCUUGACGUAUCGCUCCCAUUCACGGAAGAUGUACGAUCAUACAAAUUUCCUCCUCUGGACAGGGUGAUCACGGUAUCCGGAAAACACAUUACAGAAAAUCGAAAUUUACCUAACGAUACAUUGAAAGAUGCCAUGAGUGCGUACGUUGAUAGAAUGAAUAUCUCACAACUCGCUAGAGAUGAUGAAGGUAAUCCAUGUGAGUACAUGGCAAUGGCCGAUACCUACUCACCGGUGCUACACCGGAUUGAUCAAGCUGUCCGGUGGCGUGCCAUUAAUCCUGACAAGCCAAUCCCUCCUCCCUAUGAGAUCUUAAUACGAUACUCCAAUCCACCGACGGAAAAAAUUGAAAGGUCGGCUUCAAGAUUGAAGAAGCUGGUGGCCGCUGCAGACGUGAAGAAGGUACCACCCAAGACACAAGCCCGCCAACGGACUCGUGAAGCUGUGAAACCCCUUUCUGGCCUGGACGUUGGCGCUCUCCUUGGCUCUAAGCCGAAGACAGUCAAAAUAUCGAGAGCAAACGCAAUCCCAGACUUCCGACAAGCAUUAGACCAGACGGAUUCUGAUGUUAGCCUUAAAGAAGCAGCCGCACAGUUUGGAAAGAUUAUCGAAAUUCAGAUCAAGGAUAGUUUUGCAGACCAAGAAUACGACAGUGCGCUCGAAAAGCUCGGCGUAAUGAGGCAGGAGAUGAUAGAAGUUGAUGAACCCGAUGCUUUCAACGACUUUAUCAGGAAGUUGAAGGACAGAAUCUUGAAGGAAAAACUGAACGGUGAUCGGCGAGAGAUGUGGUGGCUCAUCAAGAGGCAGAAGCUCGGCCUUAUACCAAAAAAUGUCUCGCAGCCCUCCAACGUGACCGAGGACGAGGCAAAAGAUUUCUAUACUUCACGGUAA